This is a messenger RNA of Cylicostephanus goldi, 402 nucleotides long. The record is from the annotation of a GenBank genome assembly. Lineage: Eukaryota; Metazoa; Nematoda; Chromadorea; Rhabditida; Strongylidae.
UUGUUCUCGAAGUCGUUAGCACGACUUGCUCGAUCUACGCAUCCUGAUCACCCCAUGCUGAAAAUCCCAGCGGUACUUCAUGGUGAAGCUCCAUGGUCUUCAGCACAAGCAGAAAUCAGUGUAAUCAAUGCCUAUAAGUCUGCUCGCGACAAACUCUCCUGUGUUGUUCGGUGUUGUGAAACAAUAAGCAAUCUCAUCUCCAUGGCACCUGGCAUGGGUGCAGCGGCAGCAGACGAUAUCACCCCCAUUUUAGUUUACGUCAUUAUCCAGGCAAAUCCUCCCUCGUUAUUAUCAAAUGUGCAGUAUAUCCAAGGUUUUGGUGGCUCACUUCUCGAGGGAGCAGAAGGGUAUUGGUGGACUCAGUUUACAGCUGCCAUCGAAUUUGUCAAAACACUUCUCUAA